Oreochromis aureus is the source of this 2347-nucleotide messenger RNA. Its product is annotated as cyclic nucleotide-gated cation channel-like. The transcript is spliced from 10 exons. The record is from RefSeq and is a predicted model, not a curated record. Gene Ontology annotation, cellular component: intracellular cyclic nucleotide activated cation channel complex; plasma membrane. Lineage: Eukaryota; Metazoa; Chordata; Actinopteri; Cichliformes; Cichlidae. Bases 17 to 2056 code for a protein of 679 amino acids. Gene Ontology annotation, molecular function: cGMP binding; intracellularly cGMP-activated cation channel activity; protein-containing complex binding. Gene Ontology annotation, biological process: monoatomic cation transmembrane transport.
UGUUUGCGUCUGUAGGAUGACGGGUCCAGUCCAGGAUUCUCACAGGCUGUCUGUGAAAACAUGGACAGAGGAGGAGAGUGACCGAGCUGAGAGCACACUUAGCAGAGGACAGUCAAUAUGUGACGACACUUCUUCAGAGCUACAGCAAAUGGCAGCCAUUGACAGGAGAGAAGCUGGUUCCCAGAAUUCCUUUCGUGGCCGAGGUGCUCUGUCCAGGAUAGUCAGUAUGGUGAUGACCCUGAGAGAAUGGGCACAGAAGAGUUUGGCAGAGGAGACGGAGCGACCGGAUUCUUUCCUGGAGCGGUUCAGAGGCCCUGCUAACAUGGACAUACAGGCCCCGCCCAGCAGGUUCAGCCACAGCCGUACCGGCUCAGAGGCAGAUCACGAAAUCAGACACUCCAGACGCACGAGAAAAAAGUGUAAUAUUGUGGUCUUAUCUCCAUCUGAUGAUGCGUACUAUUACUGGCUGAUGGUGAUUGGUGCUGCAGUUUUUUACAACUGGACCCUGCUGGUUGUCAGGGCUUGUUUCGAUGAACUCCAGAUGAGAAACGUGCUCAUAUGGCAAGUGCUGGACUACACCUGUGAUGGAGUCUAUAUCCUGGAUAUUGCUGUUCGGCUACACACAGGUUUCUUGGAUCAAGGCUUGAUGAUCAAAGAUGUGCGCCGUCUGAGAGAAACCUACAUUCGAACGUUACAGUGUCAGUUUGACAUCUGCUCCAUUCUUCCAACUGACCUCUUGUACCUGAUUGUUGGAAUCGGCUACACUCCGCUUCUUCGAUUCAACAGACUGCUGCGCCUGCCCCGUCUCUUUGAGUUCUUUGAGCGUACAGAAACACGAACAGGCUACCCCAAUGCUUUCCGCAUCUGUAAACUGAUUCUGUACAUCCUGGUCAUAAUCCAUUGGAAUGCCUGCGGAUACUACAGCUUCUCCAAAAUCCUGGGACUGGGCUCUGACUCAUGGGUUUAUCCCAAUGCAUCUGACCCUGAGUUUGGCACCUUGUCACGAAGUUAUAUAUACUGCCUAUACUGGUCCACCAUGACGCUGACCACUAUUGGAGAAACUCCUCCACCCGUUAGAGAUGAAGAAUAUCUGUUCCUGAUAUUUGACUUUCUGGUUGGUGUUCUGAUAUUUGCCUCCAUUGUGGGUAAUGUUGGAUCCAUGAUUUCUAAUAUGAAUGCAACAAGAGCAACCUUUCAAACACGUGUAGAUGGACUCAAACACUACAUGCACUUCAGACAUGUCAGCAAGGUGCUGGAGCAGCGUGUCAUCCGCUGGUUUGACUACCUUUGGACCAAUCAGAAGACAAUUGAUGAACAAGAAGUCCUCAAGAGUCUGCCUAACAAACUGAGAGCAGAGAUAGCUAUUAAUGUUCACCUGGACACACUUAAGAAGGUGCGUAUCUUCCAGGACUGUGAGGCAGGCCUCCUUGUAGAAUUGGUGUUAAAACUCCGACCGCAAGUUUUCAGUCCUGGAGAUUACAUCUGUAGAAAGGGAGAUGUGGGUAAAGAGAUGUACAUAAUUAAAGAGGGCCGCCUGGCAGUGGUUGGGGAGGAUGGAGUCACACAGUUAGCUGUUCUAACUGCAGGAAGUUGCUUUGGAGAAAUCAGCAUCCUAAACAUCAGCGGCAGCAAGAUGGGGAAUAGACGCACGGCUAAUAUUAGGAGCCUGGGAUAUUCUGACCUGUUCUGCCUUUCAAAACAAGACCUGAUGGAGGCGUUACAGGAGUUUCCCCAUGCCAGGGCACAGCUGGAGCAGAGGGGGCGGGACAUCCUGAUGAAGGAGGGACUUCUGGAGGAAGUGAAUGUGUCUGCAGGGGAGGAGUUGGAGACGAAGGUGGAGAGGCUAGAAACCAGUCUUGAUCGGUUCCAAACAUGCUUGGCCCGUCUGCAGAGUGAAUUCAACUCAUCCCAGCUUCGACUGAAACAGCGAAUAACGGCCCUGGAAAGCAACAUCCCCACAGCAGCAACUGGCAGCGGCUUCCUGUCAGAUGCUGAUGGCAAUGAGAGUAUUUCUGGUGGUGACGGUGUGCGAAGUGAAAUUACCUUCCGAUUUUGAUGGACUCAUUUUAAAAAAUGUCUUAAAUUAGUUUUCCUGAAAUAUUCAGGACAAAUUCUUCUUAGAAGUUUCUUUUAGUGUGAAGCUUUCUUAAUACCACUGAACAGUUGCUCACACCUUUAUGAUUAAAUAUAUAGAUACAAUUGCAAGUAUACAGUAGAGUAAUGCAAUAAAUAAACCACGCUUGAGAGAGAGGGAACCUAAAGAAGAAAAAUACAGCUGACUUAUGUCCUAAUUAUGUCUUAAUCUACUUGUUGGCAUGCAUUAAAGGUACAGUAUGUAAACUCUCAC